Molecule: messenger RNA, 691 nt
Organism: Aphidius gifuensis
Lineage: Eukaryota; Metazoa; Arthropoda; Insecta; Hymenoptera; Braconidae
Product: c-Myc-binding protein
Exons: 3
Coding region: 180-470 (96 amino acids)
Biological process (GO): regulation of DNA-templated transcription
Cellular component (GO): nucleus
Molecular function (GO): transcription coactivator activity
Source: RefSeq, a predicted model, not a curated record
GUUUUUCUCUCUUUCAUUUCCAUCUGUUUUUACACACAAUAGUCUAAUAAUUUUUUAUCUUUUCUUAUCAAUCAAUUAAACCUGUCAUAAAGUUUUCAAACUGUUUAAUUAAUUUUUAAACAUAAUUAUUGUAUUGAUUUUUUUUUUUUGAUAAAAAAAAAAAAUAAAGAAAAAAGGCCAUGUCUAGUUUCAAGCCAAAUGAACCAAAAAGAGAAGAAUUUAGAAGAUAUUUGGAGCGAGCUGGUGUUCUUGAUGCCCUGACAAAAGUUUUGGUUAUGCUUUAUGAAGAAACUGAAAAACCAGAUGAUGCACUUGAGUAUAUUCGUAAAAGAAUUGGUGGUAUAACUGAAGAGACUGUUGAAGUUGAUGAACUCAAAAAGAAACUUGAUGAAAGUGAAGCCAUGAAUCGUGAACUACGAAAAAAAUUGGCAAAACUUGAAAUCAAUGAUGAUAAUGAAGCUGAAGAAUAAUCAACUAGACUUUUAAUACAAAAAAAAAAAAACAUUCCAAACUAGUCUGAAGUUUUGGUAUAAGCUAACUUGGUGCCUUAUUAUUCUAUUGUUAAUAUUUAAUAUUUAAAUUCAUAAAUUAUCAAGUAUUCUAAAGUUAAAAAACUAAUAUUUUUCUAAAUUAAAAAUAAAACAAUUUAGGCUUGCUCAGUCUAUUAAAGAGACAUGAAAUAUUAUUGUAA